ACACAUCUAUACCAUUUUUAAAAAUUUAUUUUUUCUGGCAAUAAAAUACUUUAUUGGUACUGUUUAAUAAACGUCAAAAACAUAGUAACAUUUCCAUUGGUUAGCUUCCAUCUUUAAACUAAAAGCUAGUUUAAAAACAAUAGGAGGAAAAGUAAACUCAUUUGAUUCUCUCGAAAAACAAGCUGUAACUUACCUUUGCAAAUAAUUACGUUAUCUCACUUUAAAUAUUAUAAUUCACUGGUCUUUGUAAUACACAAUUGUAUUAAUAUAUAAAAGGAGACAGUGGCCUGAUUUUGCAGAGAAUAUUUCACACAUCUUUAAAAAAAUCCCUAAACACUACCACAACUCAAAACUUGUAAGAAUAAUUAGGUAAGAGUUAUUAUAAUAUUGAAUUAAUAUAGCACCUAGAAAUUUGAAAUUUGUAAUAUUUCAGAUGAUAUGAUUUACUGAGAAAAAGAGUAAUGAUUUUUCUUCAGUGAAUUUUCAGGGGUUUACAUACUAAUAGAAUUCAACAUAGGUCUCUUUUAAAAGCUGAAGGUUAAAAAAUUUAUGCAUGCUAGGAAUUGACCUGAUGGUAACAGAUCCAUGUGUGACAAAUAAUCACACAUAGUGCAGUCCUAUCUGAAUAUAAUUUCUUCUUCACUUUGUCUCAUUAAUUUAUACCUCAAAACAUUCUAUAUGCAAGUGAUAUAUUUCUCUAAAACAUUCCAUAUUUCAGAUUUCCAUUCAGACUAUCUUCCCCUCCUCCUCUCUUUUCUCAAAUCAGAGUGACCUUGUGGUAUACCAUUUGCUUUUUCUCCCCACAAUGAAACUCUUUUUCAACUCAAAGUAUUAUAGUAAUGCAAAUACAAAUGUAGCAUAUAUUAAUAUAUUAGAAAAAAGGAUAGCAAAUACAUAUGGGUCCAUGCCAAAUGAGAAAAUCGAAAGCAAAAACAAAACCUUGCUAUGCUCAUCUAUUCUGAACCACCAUGGGAAGACCCUGAUGUAGCUGGCGCACAUAAACUAAUGUUCCCAGACACAGCUAGGAUCCUGUACUCCAACAUAAUUAAAUGCUCUGUUAAAAAGGUUUCCGUGUUCUUUUCUGUUUGUGCAAAAUAGUCUAUAGCAACUCUGACUACUAAUCCUGAGCAUGAUGAUAAUGUAAUAGCAUUAUAUUUUUAAUCAAGCCAUAGAUUCUAACCUGUUUUCUACUAUUACCCAUUUGCUUAAAAACAGACUUUCAGGAGGCUAAGCAACAGUAAGUUAAGGAGUUUUUAUUUCUACCUUUCUCUUGAUUGAUUGAUUGAGGAUUUCAGAUGUGUCAAAUAAUUAUCCUCUGCUUCAGUGGAAAAGGAUUCUUCAAGCUAUCAAAUCAAGCACGCUGACUCAGGGGUGGGCAGAUGAAGAUACCUGUCCACACACUAUGCUCAUAGCACUCCAUCUCCUCUGUAAGAAUGUGCUGCUCUUCACCCAACAGCAGCCCAGCACAUUCCAUCCGCUCCACCUAGAUGCAAUCAGGACACCAUGCAAUCCCACACACAAUCAGAACAUGGGCACCAGGUAGAACUAACUCAAAACAACUUUUGGGACAAAUACGAGAUUUUAAUUUGUCAAUUAUUCCAUAGUGCAGUAUUUUCACAAAACAGAGACUUUGUGUUGAAACAUUUGUUUUUUUCAUCUCUCAUCAAGUUGAACUGCUAAAGUAAUGUCAGAAAGGAAAAAUAAACAUGUCUUCUCCAAAAGAGGCACUGCAUCCGGAAGUGGAAUUAAGGCUAAAUAAAUAGUGCUGGUUUGCGGUUCACACAGUAACGCAUUAAUUAUGAUUUCAACCAACAGCUUCGCUGUUUGUCCUGUAUGCCUGUUUAUGAAGAUGCGUCUCUAUUUCCUCCCUGAAGACCAGCAUUCCCAGGUGGGAGCGAGAGGCCUCAUUUAUGGCUUUAGACUGGAUGCACAUGCGGUACUGCUCGGGGGUCAGCUCAUCAGCACAGCGUUUUUCAGGCCAGAGGUGGAAAAGACCAGUAACCGGAGUCCAAAUCACAAUGAGGUCACCAUGCAGUCACCCUGGGUUAAAUGUGGUGUGCAGGUCUGUGUUGGAGUGGAUAUACAGCUUUCUGCUGGACCCUGCUGACACUGGCAAAAGUGAAGCACCUUGCCCCAUCUUGUUGCCAAUGGAUGGAAGUGAAAGUUUAGUUCCCCACUCAGCCUUGCAGAUACCUCCCUGGCAAAAGCAUAGAACUGACUCACAUCACUUUGUUGCUGCUGGGUGAGAUUAUGUUUGGAGGCCAUGAUUAAGUACCUCACACUGUGGAAGAAAGAGGAGCAGGAGGAGCCCUAUGUCAGCCUCACCCGAAAGAAGAUGCUAAUAGAUGGCGAGGAGGUGCUGAUAGAAUGGGAGGUGGGCCACUCCAUCCGGACCCUGGCUAUGCACCGCAAUGCCUACAAACGUAUGUCACAGAUCCAAGCCUUCCUGGGCUCAGUGCCCCAGCUGACCUAUCAGCUCUAUGUGAGCCUGAUCUCUGCAGAGGUUCCCCUGGGUAGAGUUGUGCUAAUGGUAUUUUCCCUGGUAUCUGUCACCUAUGGGGCCACCCUUUGCAAUAUGUUGGCUAUCCAGAUCAAGUACGAUGACUACAAGAUUCGCCUUGGGCCACUAGAAGUCCUCUGCAUCACCAUCUGGCGGACAUUGGAGAUCACUUCCCGCCUCCUGAUUCUGGUGCUCUUCUCAGCCACUUUGAAAUUGAAGGCUGUGCCCUUCCUAGUGCUCAACUUCCUGAUCAUCCUCUUUGAGCCCUGGAUUAAGUUCUGGAGAAGUGGUGCCCAGAUGCCCAAUAACAUUGAGAAAAACUUCAGCCGGGUCGGCACUCUGGUGGUCCUGAUUUCAGUCACCAUCCUCUAUGCUGGCAUCAACUUCUCUUGCUGGUCAGCUUUGCAGUUGAGGUUGGCAGACAGAGAUCUCGUCGACAAAGGGCAGAACUGGGGACAUAUGGGCCUGCACUAUAGUGUGAGGUUGGUAGAGAAUGUGAUCAUGGUCUUGGUUUUUAAGUUCUUUGGAGUGAAAGUGUUACUGAAUUACUGUCAUUCCUUGAUUGCCUUGCAGCUCAUUAUUGCUUAUCUGAUUUCCAUUGGCUUCAUGCUCCUUUUCUUCCAGUACUUGCAUCCAUUGCGCUCACUCUUCACCCAUAAUGUAGUAGACUACCUCCAUUGUGUCUGCUGUCACCAGCACCCUCGGACCAGGGUUGAGAACUCAGAGCCACCCUUUGAGACUGAAGCAAGGCAAAGUGUUGUCUGAUUCUAUUUUCUGGGUAUUUUAGGAAGAGUUGGGAGUUGCCAAGAGUAACCAUGAAAUUGAACGAAAGGAUGAGGUUCAUGGGUGAGAUACCCAUCAGUACAUUUUCUUGACUUUUCUGUUAAGCCUAUCAGAAGAAAGAGCAACUCCCAAAUAGGUUUUAUUUUCUUAAGAGUUACCACUAUGUUUGGAAACAGGGGGUAUCGACUAUAUAGUUGAAAGGGUCAGAAAUACCAUUCACACCCUUCUUACCCAAGUCAAUUGGAAUAACUUGUCUUCAAACACUUUAGGCUCUCUAAAGUGACCUUCUAGCUCUGCUCAUUUGCUUGAUGCAUUUCUGAGCUUUCCUGGGCUGAGCUGAAGGCCCAGAAUCCCGCUAGAAUAUAUCCUGACUGAUCAGAGGAUAUGACAGCUUACCAGCUAAGAGUACCUCCCAGGAAACAGUCUGACUAAUGUGGAACCUGCAACUGUCAGUGUGGCUGGGGUCUUUUUAAUUCCAGUGAGAAGCUCUGGCUGAGAAGAAAAUCACCACUAUUAAAAAAGCUGCUCCCCAAGCAGAUUAGCUCUCUGUUAGGAUUUUACUAGUGGCCAUUCAGCAAGGACCUCUCUUUACAGUGGCACUUCAUAGGCACACUCUAAGGAGAAAGUGCAGAGUAGAAUUCCUUCAGGGCAUAAGCCAAAAUGACUCUUUUUCUCAGGGACCUGCAUGGGCCUCCAGCUUGUCUAUUGGAAUUGUUAAGUGAAGCCUCUCACUUAGUGCCUCAUUAGCAGAGAUUUCCUCCAACCCAGCUUUUCUGUGCUCUUGGUAUUUUACUACUUGAUGUGGACCUCAGAGAAGCUGAACUGUAAUUGAAAAUGUUUCCGAUGUGUGGAAGAAAUGAAGACUGCUUUGUGUC
Molecule: messenger RNA, 4158 nt
Organism: Homo sapiens (human)
Lineage: Eukaryota; Metazoa; Chordata; Mammalia; Primates; Hominidae
Gene: XKRX
Product: XK related X-linked
Exons: 4
Coding region: 2264-3265 (333 amino acids)
Cellular component (GO): plasma membrane; membrane
Source: RefSeq, a predicted model, not a curated record